AUGCUACAAGCUAUACAUGGAGAACACGACGCCCCUCGAACCCCUCUCUCCGAAUCCCCAUUCACAGCCUCAUCCCACUCCAACGACGGCAAAAAGCACCUCCUCCUCGCCGCCUCGGGCAGCGUAGCAACCAUCAAGAUCCCCUCGAUCGCACAAUCCCUCUCUCACCACCCCUCCCUCUCAAUCCUCAUCAUACUCACCAAAUCCGCCUCCAACUUCCUCAGCGGCCAGAGCUCCGAACAACCCCACUACUCCGCACUCCUGCAGAUCCCCAACGUCGAAGGCGUCUUCCUCGACGAAGAAGAAUGGGUAUAUCCUUGGAAACGCGGGAACUCAAUUCUGCAUAUUGAAUUGAGGAGGUGGGCGGAUAUACUGGUUAUUGCGCCGCUGAGUGCGAAUACGUUGGCGAAGGUUACGGGUGGGUUCAGUGAUAAUUUGUUGACGAGUGUGGUGAGGGCGUGGGAUACGACGGGGUUGGUGGAGGGUGGUGGUAGUACUGGGGCGGUGGUAAGGAAGAGGAAGAGGAUUGUUGUGGCCCCGGCGAUGAAUACGGCGAUGUGGAGGCAUCCUGUUACCAUGAGGCAGGUAAGGGUAUUGGAGGAGGAGUGGGGAGUUAAGGAAGGCGGAGAGGGAGAGGGGUGGUUUGAGGUUCUAAGGCCGAUGGAGAAGGAGUUGGCAUGUGGAGAUGUAGGAGAUGGGGCCAUGAAGGAUUGGAAGGAGAUUGUGAAGGUUAUUGAGGCAAGGCUGGAUUUGUAG
Molecule: messenger RNA, 756 nt
Organism: Cadophora gregata
Lineage: Eukaryota; Fungi; Ascomycota; Leotiomycetes; Helotiales; Ploettnerulaceae
Exons: 1
Coding region: 1-756 (251 amino acids)
Biological process (GO): coenzyme A biosynthetic process
Cellular component (GO): phosphopantothenoylcysteine decarboxylase complex
Molecular function (GO): FMN binding; phosphopantothenoylcysteine decarboxylase activity
Source: RefSeq, a predicted model, not a curated record